Molecule: messenger RNA, 1659 nt
Organism: Diplodia corticola
Lineage: Eukaryota; Fungi; Ascomycota; Dothideomycetes; Botryosphaeriales; Botryosphaeriaceae
Product: aat family amino acid transporter
Exons: 4
Coding region: 1-1659 (552 amino acids)
Biological process (GO): amino acid transmembrane transport
Cellular component (GO): membrane
Molecular function (GO): amino acid transmembrane transporter activity
Source: RefSeq, a predicted model, not a curated record
AUGUCCUCCCCACCGGCCGAUGCGGGAGCCCUUCCCGACAAGUCCUCGCAGGAUUCGCUGUCCAAGUUCCCCAUCGACGAGAAGGAGGGUGGCGACGUCAUCCGGAUCCCCCAGACCGCCCAGGCUGCCUACAAGGGCAUUUUCUCGCCCCGACGCAUGCAGGUCAUUGCCCUCGGUGGCUCCAUUGGUAGCGGACUGUUCAUUACCACCGGCCGUGGUCUCUCUACCGGCGGCCCCGCCGGUUUCGUUUUCGGUUAUGGUUUCGUCGCAAUCCUGGUUUGGUGCGUGCUGCAGCUGCUCACGGAAAUGACCAUUGCCUUCCCCGUAUCCGGCAAUCUGUUUGAAUACGCGGACCGUUGGGUUGACCCGGCCCUGGCCUUUGCCGCCGGCUUUGCCGAGUGGCUCGGAUGGACUGCUGUGUGCGCGGCUGAGGCCACCAUGUUUACGGUGCUGAUCAACUACUGGGCCGAGAACCGCGUGCACGAUGCUGUGUGGUUGUCCAUCUUCCUCGUUGUCGUCUUCGGUCUGUUCUUCCUUCCCAGCAAGGCUUUUGCUUGGUUUGAAUAUGUCACAUCCCUGGUCAAGGUCACCGCCUUCUUGACCAUUUUCUGGUCCUCGGUGGCCAUCAUGGCUGGUGGUGGUCCCACGGGCCGCGUCCACACCGGAGAGACAUGGAGGGACUACCCGAAAUUCAAGAACGGCUUUGCGGGUAUUGGGCAAUGCAUGAUGUUGGCGUGCUGGGCCUACGGUGACCAAGUCUUCAUUGGCAUCAUGGGCGGUGAGGCAUUCUUCCCCCGCCUUGCCAUGGGUCGCGCCUGCAAGAUGGUCACGGGCCGCAUGUUCGUCAUUUACAUGACAUCAAUCAUGUGGAUCUCGCUCCUCGUCCCGUCCGACGACGACCGUCUGUACGGUUCUUCCGGCGCUGCCGCCUCCCCAUUCAUCAUCUCCAUGCAGGACGCCGGUAUCACCGGUCUCCCUCACUUCCUCAACGGCGUCAUCGUUGUUGGUGUGACUGCCAUUGCUUGCGAGAGUAUCUACAUCGCGUCGCGAACCCUGCGGUCGCUGGCCGCCCAAGGCCUGAUCCCGAAAUUCAUGGCCACCGUUGAUGCCAGGGGCCGUCCGCGCGGUGCUCUUGUCGUGACCAGUGUCGUCGCUGUCACUCUGACCUACAUCAACCUGAGCAGCGGCGGUGUCACCAUCUUUACCUGGUUCACGUCCAUCACGUCCUCGUCCUUCUUUUGCGUCUGGAUCAUUCUCGUCAUCGUCUCCUGGCGCUUCCGCGCCGCCCUCAAGGCCCAGAACGAUCCGCUCUUCGAUCAGGUCUACUCGUGGAGUGCCUCCUUCUACUACUUCACGCUCGCCUGGCUGGCUCUCGGAUGUGCACUGCUCACCGCCGCCUGCAUCUACGUCGGCCUCUACCCCGUCGACGGCGGUGGCCUGUCGGUCGAGUCGUUCUUCCAAUACGUGCUCGGCCUGAUCCUCAUCCUUACCAGCUACUUGGGCUACAAAGUGGUCUUCCGCACCAAGAUCCGCGACGUCAAGACGGUCGACUUGGUGUCGGAUCGCCGGCCGCUGACCGAGGACGACAUCAUGGAGCUGGAUGCGUACUACAAGCAAGGCAUUUACAGGCGUUUCGCUAGCUACUUCACCAUUUGGUAG